AUGAAACCGCAUUGCUUGCUUCCUGACUUUCCCCGUCCAGUGGUUGCCCAACAGGCUGCGCUUAGCAACAGCACCGGCAGGGGAGGGGAGGGGGAGCGUGGUUUGCACCGGUGGUCCCAUAAUGGACUGCAUCUGGCAACAGCAGCGGACGACCAGACAGUGCAUGUGCACGGCAGGAGAGAGCGGUGGAGAUGGGGAGGGGGGAUGGGAAUUGGGUGGUCUCACAACGGCUUGCAUUUGGCAACCGCAGCAGAUGACCAGACGGUGCAUGUGUACGGCAGGAGGGAGGGGCGGGGGAGCGUGGUGUUUGGGGAGAUGGACGCUCCUAAUGUGGAGAAUUGGACUCUCAUGCACUCUUUGAGAGGGCACACGGGGGAAGUGGUUGAUGUUGAUUGGUCUCCGGAUGACUCAUUAAUCGCCACCUGUAGCCUCGACAGCACGGUGCGGAUCUGGCAGCCAAUGACGGGGCGCCAGGCGGCGGUGCUGACGGGGCACAGCAGCUUCGUGAAGGGCGUCGCGUGGGACCCCAUUGGCCGGUUCCUCGGCAGCCAAUCAGACGACAAGAGCGUGAUCGUGUGGCGGGUGAAUGAUUGGUCGGUGGCGAAGCGUGUGGAGGGACCCUACCCCAAGUCGGUCGGAGCGACUUUCUUUCGCCGCCUCUCCUUCUCCCCAUGCGGAUCCUACCUCACUACAGUCCACGCCUUUGCCGACCCAAACCACACGGCGGCAAUCCUAGACCGCACGCUCGGGUGGGCUAAGAAUCUGGACUACGUCGGGCAUACCGGACCUGUCACUGUGGCUCGGUACAGCCCCGUGCUUUACCGAACCUCACUGGGGGAGGGGAGGCCUGGGAGGGGUGGUUCGGAGGGUGACGGAGGGAGGCUAGAAGACCUUCGUUCUCAUCACCUUUCUCUCGUUUCCCUCUCUCCCCGGUUCCCUCUCUCCCCGGUUCCCUCUCUCCCCGGUUCCCUCUCUCCCCGGUUCCCUCUCUCCCCGGUUCCCUCUCUCCCCGGUUCCCUCUCUCCCCGGUUCCCUCUCUCCCCGGUUCCCUCUCCCCAUGAAGGUCCCCAUGCGGCCUUCACAUGCUCUGCUGCUGCUCCAGGCCUCCUGAAAACAAUCACCCCUUCAUGUUCACCACCCACCCCUCUCCACCCCUUUCUCUUCCCCCCAUGUAGGUCCCCAUGCGGCCUUCACAUGCUCUGCUGCUCUGCAGACGGCACUGUAGCAGCCUUCCUCUUCGACCAAUCAGAGCUCGGCAUCCCUCUGACGCGCCGCGAGAUGGAUGGCCGGAUCGCCAGCCUGUACGGCCACCGCCACGUGGCGGCAUCCCAUUCGCUCGUGGAGGACCCGGAACUGCUGGCGCUCCAGCAACAGGUAGAGAGAGAAGAGGCCGCCGCCGCCGCUGCUGCUGCUGCUGCCGCCACGACUGCUGCAGCUGCUGCAGUGUUUGGGAAUCCAAAAGUUGGUAACCAGCAGAUUGGUAACCAGCAGAUUGGUAACCAGCAGAUUGGUAACCAGCAGGUUGGUAACCAGCAGAUUGGUAACCAGCAGAUUGGUAACCAGCAGAUUGGUAACCAGCAGAUUGGUAACCAGCAGAUUGGUAACCAGCAGAUUGGUAACCAGCAGAUUGGUAACCAGCAGAUUGGUAACCAGCAGAUUGGUAACCAGCAAGAGAGAGAGACCAAGAGGCAAAAGCUGGGGCAGAGGCUUGGAGUGGAAGGAGCAGAUGGGGGAGGGUUCAACGUGGGUUGGAGGCUGGGAGAUGGGAUAGGCUCGGAAAGAAAUGGUUCGGAUAGGCUUGGGUUGGGAGGAAGGGAGGAAGAAGCUUCCAGGUUGGCGAGAGAGGGACGGGCCUCAGGAUUGGUGGUUAGAGUGGAAGUGAGGGGAGGGUAUGGGGUAGGAGGGGAUGGUUGGGGAAGAGGGGAGGGUGGUGGGGGAGGGGAGGGAGGAAGAGGGGGAGAGGGAGGGAGAGAGGGGGAAGGAGAAGAGAAGGUGGAGAGGGUGGUGUAUGGGAGUGUGAUUGCUGAUGCCAUGGCCUUGCAAAGAGCAGCUGCUGCUGGUGGGGGUGGCGGUGCUGCUGCCGCUGGUGCUGGCGAGCGGCUGUGGAAUGGUGGGAGGAGGGUGGUUCUGGAAGCAAGAAUGCAAGCAGACACAGGUGAGAGGGUGGUGGAUAGGAGAAGGGAAGGGGGGGAGGGUGGUGGACAGGAGAAGGGAAGGGGGGGAGGGUGGUGGAUAGGAGAAGGGAAGGUGGAGAGGGUGGUGGAUAGGAGAAGGGAAGGGGGAGAGGGUAGUAGAGCUGCUGCUGCUACUGCUGGUGAGAGGGCGGCGUAUGGGAGAAGGGAAGGUGGAGAGGGUGGCGUAUGGGAGAAGGGAAGGUGGAGAGGGUGGCGUAUGGGAGAAGGGAAGGUGGAGAGGGUGGCGUAUGGGAGAAGGGAAGGUGGAGAGGGUGGCGUAUGGGAGUGUGGAGCUGCUGCUGCUACCCAUCUCUUCUCUUCCUUGCUUCACAUCCCUCCCCCACACCAGAUGCCUCUCCCUUUGACCUCCUCUGUUCGCUCAACAGCCAUGUGCUGUGGCGGGACCGCCUCCCUUCCCCCGUCACUGCCAUUGCCAACUGUUACCUACCCCACGGUGGGCCUUCUCCGCUCCUGCUCUCCCCACUGUCAUCGCCAGCUGCCUCCCCAUUUCCUCCCUUCUCUGUUCCCCUUCUCCGCCCCUGCUCUCCCCCACCAGGCACCUCCCCUUCUGACCUCCUUUGUUCCCUCAACGGCCAUGUGCUGUGGCGGGACCGACUCCCUUCCCCCGUCACUGCCAACCCACUGUCUGCCAUCUCUGUUCCCCUUCUCUCCCCCACCAGGUACCUCCCCCUCUGACCUGCUCUGCACCUCCCCCUCUGACCUGCUCUGUUCCCUCAACGGCCAUGUGCUGUGGCGGGACCGCCUCCCUUCCCCCGUCACUGCCAUUGCCGGCUACGCCUUUCACUCUGACCUGCUCUGUUCGCUCAACGGCCAUGUGCUGUGGCAGGACCGCCUCUCUUCUCCUUCCUCUUUCCCUCCCAACCUAUCCCCCAUCCCCCCCCCCAACCAGACGCCUCUCACUCUGACCUGCUCUGUUCCCUCAACGGUCACGUGCUGUGGCGGGACCGCCUGCCUUCCCCCGUCACUGCCAUUGCGGGCUGUCCACUCAUCCACUCCCUUUCUUUUCCCCUACUCUCUCUCCCACACACUAGGCACCUCGCCCGCUGACCUCCUCUGUUCGCUCAACGGUCAUGUGCUGUGGCGGGACCGCCUGCCUUCCCCCGUCACUGCCAUUGCCGGCUGUCCCCCUUCCGCUGCUGUCUCCUCCCAUCCCUCUACCCUCCCAUCUUCGCCCGGAGCCUCUCUCUGGGCUGUGGCCUGUGCUAAUCACUCUCUGCUGACUGUCCCCCUUCCACUGAUUCUGCCUCCGCCCAUCCCUCAACCCUCUCCCGGAGCCUCUCUCUGGGCCGUGGCCUGUGCUAACCACUCUCUCCUGAUAUUCUCUUCUGCCGGCCGACGCCUGCUUCCUGAAAUCCUCCUCGAUUCCCCCGCCGUCCUUCUCUCCUGGUCCGCCGCCGAACCUGAACAUCCAUCUCGAUUCGGCACCGAGCCUCCGUCUUGGUCCGGCGCCGAGCCUAAGAACCAGGCCUGGUUCGGAGUAUCUAGAAACCAACGGCUCGUGUUUAAGAGUCCACUGGAGCAGCUAUGGGAUCGGCAAGGGGAAGGGGGGAUUGGGACGUGGGGAGGGCGAGAAGAGGAGGGGAGUGGGGAAGGAGGAGGGAAUGGGGAAGGAGGAGGGAGUGGGGGGCGGGGAGGGCGAGGGGAAGGGGGGAUGGUGGGGCCGAUGCUGCUGGUGGUGACGAGGGGAGGGGGAGUGCGCGUGUGGGACAUGGGGCGGCUACAGCUGCUAGUGGAUGCUGAUAUGGGCGCACUGGGAGCAGAGGCAGCAGAAGGUGAGAAGGGUUGCUUGCUUGCCCUUAGCAUCAAUUGCCAUGCCAUUGGGGGAGUGUGCGUGUGGGGUAUGGGGAGGCUGCAACAGCUGGUGGAUGGUGAUAUGGGCGCACUGGGCUCUGAGGCAACAGCAGGCACGCUCUGCAUGGCAUCAGCUCGCCUCCUCCCUCCAUGCACUCCCCUCAUCACCCUACUCUCUGGAAGGCACGCUGCACAUGGCAUCAGCUCGCCUCCUCCCCCCGUGCACUCCUCUCAUCACCCUACUCUCUGGAAACUCCUUCCUCCUCCACCCCUCCCUGCACGCCUGGAUUCCCCUCCCUCCCCUUCCUCUACCUCCUUCCUUGAUUCAUACAGACUUUUGCCUCCCCAUCCCCCCUGCAUCCCACCAGGCACACUGCGCAUAGCAUCAGCGCGUCUCCUCCCUCCGUGCACCCCUGCGGUAACUUUUCUCUCCGGAAGGUCCUUCCUCCUCCACCCCUCCCUUCACGACUGGAUGCCUCUCUCCCUCUCUCCCAUUUCUCUACCUCCUUCCUCAAUUCCUGUGGACUUUGCCUCCCCUUUCCGCCCCCCGUUCCCCCUUAUCUGCACCAGGCACACUACGCGUAGCCUCAGCGCGCCUCCUCCCCCCGUGCACCCCUCUCAUCACCCUACUCUCUGGAAAGUCCUUCCUCCUCCACCCCUCCCUUCACGCCUGGAUGCCUCUCUCUCGCCCUCACCCCUCCUCGCGCCUCUCGUCCAAUUGGAGGCCGCCACCUGGCGCGUUUCGAGCUGGGAGCUUUCGAGGCAGGCACCUGGGGAGGAGGCGCAUGCCACAAGAGCCCACCUGGAAAACGCCCUGGCGGCCUGCCGUCUGUUGAAUUCACCUGACGAGUUCAGGAGGCUCCUGGCAGAAUACGUGCGUCUGCUCACCAAGGAGGGGGAUGAGGGUCGGCUGAGGGAGGUGUGCCAGGAGCUGCUAGGGCCUAUGGACGCUGGGGAACAUGCGGUUACCACAGGCGCGGGCGUGGUUACCGAUAACCACGCGGGCACGGUUAUUCAGCGCAAUGCUCAAGUUGAUGAGGCCGGCCUGGCGCCUCGUCAUUGCGGCUGUCAUCUUAUCGUUCGUCGUCUCAGCAGCAUGGGCGGCGCCUCUAACGGGGGGCAAAAAUCCCAAGCAGACGGUUCCGCUGCCGCCAUUCUACGAAGAGGCGCUUCAGAAGCUCAACGCGUCGGGAUUCACGAGCUUCGUGUCGCUCUUCACCAUGUAUGGCAAAACAAAGCAGAUGAGUGA
This is a messenger RNA of Closterium sp. Naga37s-1, 5235 nucleotides long. NCBI's taxonomy places the organism in Eukaryota, Viridiplantae, Streptophyta, Zygnematophyceae, Desmidiales, Closteriaceae. The record is from the annotation of a GenBank genome assembly.